CUGUCCAUUUCCAGAACCUUAUUCGGCAGCUCUACCCAAGACAAAGCCCAACGGCGAGAAGAAGUGGGAGUAGAAGAAAGAAUACUAGGAAAACAAGGUGAAUUUCGCAAGGAUCUAGCUGCUCGGAAGAAAGCUCUUGCAGAAAGCCCUUCAACUGCAGAAACUUCUUUUUACGUAUGUCUUGGGCGUGCAAUGAAUAUGGAGAACGAUCUGAAGAAGACUAAAAACGAGGCCAAGAGUACAUUGGAUCGGGUAGACCAGAUGACGGGUCGUUCAUCUAGCGCUCUGUUACGCGACAGAGACGUGUCUGACACUGUGGCUUCGUCGAAGGCUCUCGAACCAUUUACGGAGCGCUGA
Strongylus vulgaris is the source of this 357-nucleotide messenger RNA. The record is from the annotation of a GenBank genome assembly. NCBI's taxonomy places the organism in Eukaryota, Metazoa, Nematoda, Chromadorea, Rhabditida, Strongylidae.